Molecule: messenger RNA, 2858 nt
Organism: Dreissena polymorpha
Lineage: Eukaryota; Metazoa; Mollusca; Bivalvia; Myida; Dreissenidae
Product: peroxisome assembly protein 26-like
Exons: 5
Coding region: 33-959 (308 amino acids)
Biological process (GO): protein import into peroxisome membrane; protein import into peroxisome matrix
Cellular component (GO): peroxisomal membrane; peroxisome
Molecular function (GO): ATPase binding; protein-containing complex binding
Source: RefSeq, a predicted model, not a curated record
CCCACUAUGCAUAAUGGUCACAUGAUCUAAACAUGGCGGCUGCACAAGUAACUAAAAUGAAAACAACAUUGCACUCGCACACGGACGAUUUUGAAUCUACGGUCGACUUAGCAAAAGAAUAUUUACUUUUAAGAAAAUUCAAAUGCUGCCAUGAACUCUGUCUCAGUGUAAUUUCCAAAGCUAAACAUCGUGGAGAUGAGAAAAGGGUACAGGUGACCAUAGAACGUCUGUGUGUGGUGUGUAUACAAGCACUAGCAGAGAUGGACUGCUGGCAGGAAGUGUUACCCAUGGUACUGAAUGUCUAUGAAAGUGUGGAGAAGUGUCCUGUCACUGUUAUACAACUAUGUAUCCUCCUUCAUGCAAAAGUUCAAGAAUUUAGUCAAUGUAAUGCACUAGCAAGCGUUUGGCUACGAUGUGAAGAUAACUCUUUACGACCAGGCUAUGAAAGAGUUGCAGCCCUUUAUGCUAUAAAAGUUAUGCUUCCCAGAGGACAGAUUGUGCUACUUCCACAGUUUUUGAAUGCUUGCACCCAUCUGAGUGACAGCGCCAAGUCAAGUUUAGUGGAUGACUGUGAGAAAAUAUAUACAGACCAACUAAAGCAUGAUUCGGAGGCCAAUGAACAUUCAAGUAGUGGUGAAAACAUUAAGUCCUUGAAGGCUGAAUAUAGUAAUGUUGAAGAUGUAGAUGAAACUUCUAUUCACCCUGAUGAUAUUACCAGCUCAGACCUGUCAGUGUUCAGCCAUAUCAAGUAUUACGGGUGUCUGUUGGUCAGCAAGCUCUCAUUUCCCAGCCUGGUCAGUCUCACGAAGGUGGCUGCAGCCUGCGCAACACUGGCAGUCAUACUGAAGAUCUGCAUGGACGGAGAUUAUUUCAGUAGACUGGACCAUGUUAGAGAACUCUGGAAAGCUGCUGUACAGUUGCUGAAGACAGUAUUCUCCCCUUACAGACCGGGCAGAUAGGGGAAGUGACUACAAGUACCGGUAUAUACUAUAUCUGGCUGAGAAUUUCUUCCUAUCUCCUAUCCGUUUGGAAAUACUGUGCACUGUGAAUAUACACUGCAAUGUUACACUUUAUUGAAUAUCCAACUUGGCUUAGCCACAUCACUGAUGUGAGUUGCAAACCCUAAACAGUGAUAGUCAAAGUUACAAUGGUGUAACUUUCAGUGGUGUAGUGGAUAUGGUGUCCGCCUAGCGAUCCGGAAGUCAAGUUCGAUCCCCACUGUUGGAGCGUUCUUUAGAUUUCCCUCAUAGACACCAAGUACUGGUUCUAGUCCCAGGAAACGGACUCGAGAGCGUUUCAAGUAAGCCUUAGACUUUCAAUGCAAUCAAGGUAAAAUAACUAGGUUUUAAGUAAAGAUACAAGGUUGAUGAUCUUGAUUAUUUGUGCAAUAUGGAUUCUGUAAGGGUUGUAUAUAAUCUGUGACGUUUUAAUUGUUUACCCUGGUUAAUGGUUCUUCCCAAGAAGACAUGAAGUUUACAGUAGUUUGCUGUAUGAUGUAUAGGUUUUUUGCUGUAACUUGAUUUGUUGCUUCUUUAACAUGUUUUGAUAUUUUUAAUAAAUCAAUUUAUAACUUUCAUGUUUGUCAAAGCUUGCAAAAUAAUUCACAUUGAUAAUGUUUGAGUUUUUUUUAGCAAUAUCUGGAAGCAACAAGAUACAUGUAUCUAUUGAGUAAUUUUUUUGGCCCAAAAUUACGGCCUCUUACAGGCUGCUUCCCAAUAUCAAUAAGGAACAUUUCUUUCCAAAAAUCUGACCAAAAUUUAUCAACAAAAGAUGCAGAACUUUUCUAAUAAACUUAUUUCAUAAUUUGUUUUUUGAGUUUAUUAUACAGGGAUAAAAUUCUGUAACACUUUAUAAAAUAAAUUUUAAAAUGCAGUUUAACGUUCACUUAUAAACAAUUGGAAUAUCGUUAUUAAUAAUCAUAUUAAUAACGUUAUAUUUUUCACAAUUGCAUGGUUUAUCCCGCUAUUUUUCCCAAUCGAAAAGGCUCAGACUGUAAAAUUGCACAUUCACUGAUAUUUGGAAUGUAUUGUUAUAUACAUAAGCAGUAUUUAGCUCUCAGCAUACACAUUUAUUGAAAUUCCAAUCAUGUCACAGAAAUUAGAAUUAUUGUUGUACAUGUAUUUGAAUUAUGCAUGUGUGAUCUGUUUCAUGUGUUAUCUGAGAUAAGAAGACCAGAAUUUAUGUUCAUGCGAAUGUAUUUGAAAGCCAGCAAGUACCCCGCGUUCUCAGAUGCCAUAAGUGUACUAAUUAUUCCCCCUGAUACAAAGUUAAGGGUUCAUACUGUAAUCACUAGGUAUGUCUGUAUUUAGACACUAAUUUUUCCUGAUUUCUCAUACAGUUUCCAACACCGAACCUUCAAACUUGUAAUUUCUUUAUGAUAGCAAAUUUUGCAUUUGCGAUUUGUAUUGUUUUACGUUGAAAAUAACAAAAGUUAUGACUCUUUUUCAACAAAGAAUUUCUGAAACAUAGUUGUUUCUAGAGACUUUUCCUUUGAAACCACAAGGCCCAAAGGUUUUAUAUUGAGUAUGUGCCAUUCAAUUGCAUUUCUCUGCAAAUUUUGUUAAAAUAAUGCUUGCGUGGGGAAAACUAACCACGCCAUAGGGUCCAAUUUGUAUUGUUACAUCAGGCUUCAUAUAAUUAUUACUAUAUGCAGAGUCUGGGGGUAUUAAUGUCUUCUUAGACAAGCUUUAAAUAUGAAAAGGUUAGUGUUUUUAGCAGUAUUGUUGUAUAUAAUUACGUUUAUUGUUCAUUUACCUAUGUUGUUAAGUUUGUACAUAUGGUUCCUUUUCUUCACCAGUUUUUUUCUUAUGUCUUAUCACACUACCAAUUCUAUCACAUUGAAUAAAAUGGAAAACGCA